UAGAUGUGUGUGUGUGUGUGUGUUUGGACCGUCCCAUCAGAGGCUUUAAUGCAGCGGCGCAUCGAGUGUGUUCAGACACACACACACACACGAUCAUGAAGCAUCACUGCGCCAUCAAACACAGCGUCUUCAAAGAGUUCCUGGCCGAGUUCCUCGGGACCUUCGUGCUGGUGUUGUUCGGCUGCGGGUCGGUGGCCCAGACGGUGUUGAGCAGAAACACUCUCGGCGAGCCACUGACGGUCCACAUCGGCUUCAGCACUGGACUCAUGAUGGGCGUCUACGUGUCCGGCGGCGUGUCGGGUGGUCACCUCAACCCGGCCGUGUCUCUGGCGAUGGUGAUCCUGGGGAAGCUGAAGAUCUGGAAGUUUCCCAUCUACGUGACGGCGCAGAUGCUCGGGGCGUUCGUCGGGGCCGCCGCAGUGUUCGGGCUGUAUUACGAUGCCUUCAUGGAGUUCACCAGCGGGAUCCUCUCGGUGACGGGGAUCAACGCCACAGGACACAUCUUCGCAUCAUAUCCGGGGAGACACCUGACCGUCCUGGGCGGAUUCGUGGAUCAGGUGGUGGGAACGGGAAUGCUGGUUCUCUGUAUUCUGGCCAUCGUGGACGGGAGGAACAUCGGCGCCCCUAGAGGCGUGGAGCCGCUGGCCGUGGGCCUGAUCCUGCUGGGCAUCAGUGUGUCGAUGGGCCUGAACUGCGGAUACCCCAUGAACCCGGCGCGAGACCUCGGCCCGAGACUCUUCACUGCAGCGGCCGGCUGGGGGAUGGAGGUGUUCAGUACUGCAGAUUACUGGUGGUGGAUCCCUGUUGCCGGGCCGAUGGUGGGCGGGGUCGUCGGCGCUGUGAUCUACUUCCUGCUGAUCGAGCUUCAUCACCCCAAACACACUGACAAACCUCUAGAGGAACCCGAGGAAGAGGAGGAUGAGGAGGAGGACGAGGACAGCAGCCUGAAGGACAAAUACGAGAUGAUCAACAUGAGCUAGAACACAAUAAAGCUGGUCAUGUUCACACUGUGUUCGUGAGUAAACAGACGUUCAUCCGCCGGUUAGAAUGGUUCCACUUCAUUUACACUCGUUACUGCUCCAAUAAUGAUCUGGUUUGUACCCAAUGAUUCAUGAAGUGUUUUAACAGCAUACAAGCAUCACGUCUGUACAGUAAAAACACGUGUGUGUCUCGUUUUCCUGCUCAAACAUCUGAACAUUCUCACACAAGGACGUUUUCUGGAAGAGCAGCAUGACUGGAGAUAUUAAGUCUUGCUUUCUGAAAGUUUGAGCUUAAAACAUGAAGAAAUAUCUGCCAAUGGGGUCAGAGAAAUCACCUGGUUUUCCCGUUGAGUUCGGUUUGUUUCUCCAUUGGCAGAUAUUUGUUCUUGUUUUAAGUGCAAACUCAUUCAGAAAGCAAGAAUUAAUAUCUUCAGUCAUUUUACUUUAGGAACUAAAUCUUGAUUUGAAAAGAUCCUUGAGCUGGAGAACAAGACAGAAACACUGAGGUCAUUUUGUCUUUUGCGGUGUAACGUUGCCCAUAAUCCUCCACUGUACAGAAUGUGUGAUUUUAUGUGGCUGUUGAUGAUAAUAUUGUCCUGAAUCCACAAUGAAGCAGAUCAGCAACACAAGCAUCAGAUGUCCUGACGAACACGUGUGUAAAAGCUUUCCUGGAGUUUUCAUGCUGAAGUUAUUCCACCGUAUUGUCAUUCAUAUUAUUUAUGUCUAUGAUUAUUGUUCAUGUGUUUGUAGAUCAGGCUUCUUGUUUUGAAAGUCUUGGUAUAAAGUAGAUCUUUUGUAAUGAAAUCCUACGACAUGGACUGUAUAUUUGUGUUUUGCUGAAUAAAGAAGGUGGUGUACGGCA
This is a messenger RNA of Pimephales promelas (fathead minnow), 1842 nucleotides long. RefSeq names its product aquaporin 9a (gene aqp9a). Gene Ontology annotation, molecular function: urea transmembrane transporter activity; glycerol channel activity; water channel activity. The record is from RefSeq and is a predicted model, not a curated record. Gene Ontology annotation, cellular component: plasma membrane; basolateral plasma membrane. Gene Ontology annotation, biological process: glycerol transmembrane transport; water transport. Lineage: Eukaryota; Metazoa; Chordata; Actinopteri; Cypriniformes; Leuciscidae.